ACACGAACCGCACAUGCUGAAGCUGGACUCAGAGAGGAGCCUUUACCGUGUGGGUGUGUGUCGACGUGUGUGCCGGCACUUUGACACCCGAACGCCCUCUGCGCGCGCUGCUCCGUUCAGACAGGCAGACAGGCGAGCAAGCAAGCGCGAGAGACUCGUGCCAUUAAAAUCUCGUCUACGGACCCCUCCGUUGGCUGCGCGCGUCAUUACGCUACAACUACAACUCCUGGCGGCGCUGCUGCUGUCUGUCGACAGAACCCCAACGGCGCACCGAGAAGCACGAGAAACGCGCGCGCAAAAAGGUGCGAGAGGGACAGGCCAGCCGCUUGGGGACAAUGGGACCGUCCCCUCGCUGUUAAGCCAAGCAGAAGGCGGCAUGACCAAAACGGAGCAGAUCUGAACUUUGACAGGAUCCGCUUUGAUCUGGAUUAAUUGCGGCCGCAUCUGACCGGUGUGAAGAAGGGGACAAGAUCAGAUCAGAUCAGAUCAGAUCAGAUUAUUAUUAUUAUUAUUAUUAUUAGCGUGUCAAGGGAAUAGCUAACCCACACUAUGGCUCGUGGAGACAUUCGACUGGGGACCUGGCAGGUGCUGCUGACCAUCUCCAUGUUCAUCAUCCCUCUGUGUGCACAUAACGGGCGACAUUCGCUGGCCAGACGUCAUCCUCACCACAACCACUCGUCCGUCCACAAGGAGGCCUUGGACACCAGGAUGGUUCUCAGUGACGACUCAGCAGAGAGAGAGCACCUGAUUGGAGCAGGAGUCGGUGCCAGGCUCCCACUCAGCUCCAACAGGCAUCACCACUCUCACAAACGCCACUACUUGGAUUUUGUAGAGGAGGACCAACACGGGGAGGAGCUUACAGCCGGAGGGGCGGGGCCAGACCAUCCUGGGAACCCGUUAUCCGAUGACGUCAUCACGGUGGCGUUUCACAGUCCAGCGCCAGAUGUUGUGCCCGCCGACGUCACUCUGGAUUGGGCAAAAACUCCCAAAGCUCAAAAGCAGAGAGGUGGAGAACCUAAUAAAUACUCUCUGACUGAGUACUACGACUACCUGUCCUCUGACAACGACGUCUCAGCAGUAGACACGACCCCAGAACCUGAUCCGACCCCUUCGCCUCCACCAGACAUGGAGGAUGAGAAUCCGCUCCUGGCAGGUUCUCCGGUGAUCCGCAAAAACUCAAGGCCAAACACCAGUGGUGGGUCAUCUUUGCCAGCUCCUCCUAUGCAGGGACCAGACAACAACAACGGAAUGGGUGUAGGUGGGGCUGUGGGUGCAGAUGGCUGCAGGCUGGGCUUUGUGCUGUCCGGACCAGGAGUUUGUGUUUCUCAGUGUGACAUUGAGCCAAACUUUUGCUUCAACGGAGGGAUGUGCACUGUGGUGGCAGGAAUGGGUGCCUUCUGCAGGUGUAACGUACAGGACUACAUCUGGAAUAAAGGCCUGCGCUGUGAAUGGGCCGUCACAGAGUUCCAGGUGUUGUGCGUUGUGGUGGCCGUGGCCUGCUUCGUCUUCCUCCUGCUCUUCAUGAUCAUCGUGUUCUUCGCCAAGAGCCUGUACCGCCUCAAAAACGAGAACAUGCGCCUUCGCAAACGCAGUAAGUACCGCCCCCAGAGCAGCGAGCCGCAGACGGAUGGCCUCUCGGUUUCGACGACAGCUGACGGGUCGCAGCCAAAUGUAAGGAAACUGUGUGACACCCCUCCGCCUGCCCCCCAAGCUCAUACUCACAACCUGGCGUACUAUGACAACAUUAUCUGUCAGGACGAGCCACAGAAGAAGGAGAACCAAGCCAAAUCCCCCCUGCCUAAAGAGGAGGGGUCCAUGAACAUCCUGAACUCCCACUCUCCCAAGCACGAGAACAACCGCCCUGCCUCCGUCGUCCAUGGCCACACCCCCAACAACACGGAGGAAAACGCAGAGGAUGGAGUCACCAUUGGCCUGGAAGUGCUACUGCCCAAAGAGGCCAAGCUGCACCAGGAGGUCAGUCCACCACUUCAGUACGAUGUCUUCCUCUACAAAGUUGCCAACAAUGGAGACUCCACCUCUCACAGCCAAGGAGCUCCCUCUAACUCCGUCUCUCAACCCGUUCCCAAAUCGCCCAAAUCACCUAAACUCACCAUGGGUGCCGCGUCUGGGAGGCACUCCUCACCCAGCCGUCACUCCUUAUCUGGUCGCCACCCAUCACCCAGUCGUCACCCAGCACCUGGGUGUCACCCUAAUUCCCCCCACGCUUCCUCCCAACAGAAAUGUCUUCCCGGCCUCUCCUCCACCCCUCCUCAGCAGCGAAGCCCCCGAGGCGGAGCUCCCAGUUCUGCGAGGUGGAGAGACCACCAGAGCGGACCCAUUCACUCAUCUCCCUCUUCGCCUCAUCUCACCCAGCUGCCUCCAUCGCCAUCCAGAGCAAAGUGCAGCGCGGUCAGCACCCGCUCUCUGCCGCCUCUCUCCUGACCAAAUGUUUCCUGUCUAUCCCCCAACAACUUGCACAUUCAAACACACAAAAAUAUGUCUUUGUCCCAUCUGUGUGGUCCAGUUUUGUACCAGUUUUUGUAGAUAUUUGACCAAACUACCCAUCUGUGCGCUCUCAACCCACACAUUUAUUACUCAGAGGAAAACGGACCGCACAAGGUUCAACGGACUGGAGCUGGAAGUGCUAGAAUUCAACAUGGAUGCACAAAACUACAAAAGGCAAAUCAUUCUGUUGUCGCUGCAGCCUCAGAUAUUAUCUUUGAUGUGAAUAACAAGCUUUCUAAACUCAGGUUCAAGACACCUCAGACACAACCCCCAUAGCGCGGUGCCAACGUCAGCAGAAACUGAGGAGGACGUAGCUCAGAAAAACGUAAUACUGUUAUCAUUGUUUUAUAUGAAUCUUUUGCUAAAAAAUUUUUUUGUUUUCAUGUUUCUAAUCCUAAAUAAAUAAUAAAGAGAGAACAACGGCC
Molecule: messenger RNA, 2930 nt
Organism: Poecilia reticulata (guppy)
Lineage: Eukaryota; Metazoa; Chordata; Actinopteri; Cyprinodontiformes; Poeciliidae
Biological process (GO): cell projection morphogenesis
Cellular component (GO): synapse
Source: RefSeq, a predicted model, not a curated record